GCUUGUUUUUGUUAUCGGUUUCGCCGCAAGUGGUAGUGGGCGAUCGUGAUUUUACUGUCACUCUACACAGUCUGUAGGUCUAUUUACUUAGUACCUACCCCCCUCACGAUUGGUGCAGUUGCCCAUUGGUGAAUUGGUGGUGGAUAGUCAGUCAUCUUUGAUUUAUAUGUUUGAUAUGCGGUGCGGUUUAAAAAUUAGAUACAUAGGUUAGAAUUCAAUCAAAACACUACCAAAAGAUGUAUUUUAACCUCUUCUAUUUGUAAGCCUAUUUGUUUGUUUGGAAGAGUAUUGCAGCCUUCCUAUAAUUGGUCUGGAUUGAAAUUUGUAUUGGCUUUUAAAUAAAUGAUGAUGUAGGGUAGGCUUGGUGUUAAUUGUUUGUACGAAAACCGCAAAGAUAGUAUAUAGUGUUGGUCCUAUUCUGAUCUCACAAUGCAUAAACGAGAUAAAGGGCAUAAAAGUGGUAAGAACACAAACACUAGUUCAAAAUUGGAUGUGCAUCGGGGGUGGAGAUAUUCUAAUCACCUUCGACGAAUUUGCUUAAUAUCUUUGGCUUGUGUGUUUGCGAUACUCCAUAAUUUUCAUGUGUCCACAAUGUUUGAAAACGAUCGCCAUUUUUCUCACCUAUCAACGCUUGAGAGAGAAAUGACUUUCCAUAGUGAAAUGGGAAUGUAUUAUUCAUACUACAAAAGAAUAAUAGAGGCACCUUCUUUUAUGGAUGGAUUUCAUCACAUUACACACGACAACCUAACUGAGUACCCCUCAGUAAUAAAUACGCUGGAGAGAUUUAAUCUUUUACCUGAGGUGCUAAUCGGUGGUCUGUACCGCACGUUCGAGGCUGUGACAGAAAGGAUGGGACUGGCCACCAAGAAGUGUUGGCAGGUAGAAAGAGGCAGUGGGCUGCCCCCAGUGACCAGCUGUGAAGGUCUGGGUGAUCCCAUGUAUUUCUAUCUAGAGGCUGCCUGGCUCUGUGCUAGUUUCACCACAGCAUUUCUCUUCCUCUAUGCUGUUUACCUGAGUGACUCGAUCAUUGGUGGGAUUUUAGCAGUCAUUUGUUUUUUCUACAAUCAUGGUGAGUGCACCAGAGUUCAGUGGACACCUCCUCUACGUGAGACGUUCGCCUACCCAUUCUGUCUUCUACAAAUGAUGGCGGUUACAAUCUCACUUAACCAAAAUAGGAAAACAAAUGAAGAAUCUGUUUACAACCGUUACCAUAUUUUACAGGUUGUGUUAGUUGGAGGCACGUCAUGGCUGUGUUUAACACUGUGGCAGUUUUCUCAGUUCUUCCUUACCACCCAGUUAAUUGCAGUUCUGGUGUUGUAUUUGUUCAAUAUCAUCAGCCGAUUUUCAGCACUCAUCGUAGUUUUUGGUGUUGCGAUCGGGCUGACCCAAAGCUUGGUGGUCAUGUUUGGCAAUGAGCUGUUGUUGACGUCUCUGCUGACUUGUCUGGUCCUGUCGACCGCGGUAGCUCUGCUGUUUGUAGCUCCAGUGCUCCAGAACAGGUGGCACAUCAUUCCUCGAUCAGCCACAAUCCUAGCACUCAUUGCAGCCUCCACUGUACUGCUCAAGAGUAGGGUCUUCACCGCUAACCAAGAUGCACAUAUAAUAAAUAUUUUGAAGUCAAAACUGAGCAACUACAAGGAUUUCCACUCCUUGCUGUACGUUUGCUCUGUGGAGUUUGAUGUUCUCGGAUGGGAGCCGGUGCUGAAGCUCUGUGAGACAUGGCUGCUCCCAGCAGUGUUCUUUGUGCUGCUGUUGCUAGCAAUACGAUGGAUCCAGUUGGCAGUGCUUUUCAGGUCUUUCAAGCACGUGGAGCCAGAAGUUGCAUAUAAUGUUCUCCAGCUGGCAGCGUUUUCCAUCAUGGCUGCACUGGUAAUGAGACUCAAAUUGUUCUUCACACCUCACUUGUGUCUGAUCUCAUCUUUGGUAUCGUCGAGGAAGUAUUUGGAUAAGAUUCAGUCAAAUGAAGUAAGGCUUGCCCUGAUUGUGAUUCUGGUUGGUGGCAUGAGCGUCAAAGGAAUUUCAAACGUAUCUCACCAAAGAAAUAUCAUGGGAGAGUACAGCAAUCUGCCGUUAGAGGAGGUUCUCACAUGGAUAAAGACAAACACGGCUCCAACAGAUGUGUUUGCAGGGCCUAUGCCGAUCAUGUCGGCAGUGCUUCUGUCGACAAAUAGGCCAGUUGUGAACCACCCUCAUUACGAAGAUGUCAAACUGAGGGAAAGGACAUUAAAAGUUUACUCCGCCUUUAGCAGGAAACCUGCUGAGGAAGUAUUCAAAACACUAUCAUCAAUGCAAGUCAAUUAUCUAGUCAUUUCUGAUAGCUGGUGCUUCAGGAGAAGCAAGAAUGGUUGCCAUAUGUUGGAUCUGUGGGAUAUUGAGGAUCCUACAAGCCGAGGUGAAGCUCCUCUCUGCCCUCAACUGUUUAUGGGCUCGCCACUGCCGUUCCAAAGAGUUUUUGCCAACGAUGUUUACGUUGUACUGAGAUUACAACAGCCCUAUGUGGAACUUAAAGGGCUCAAACGCUAUCAGUCAAAAUAAAACCUCAUUACUUAAUUAAAACUUUAAUAAUUUCAUGUUAUAUGAGUACAAUUAUACUUUUAUUAUAUCUUUUAUGAUACUCCUCAAGUAUUCUAAUGUUUUUUAGGAAUACCUUUCAAACUGUGCCUGUGAUAUGUUUUUCGAAUUGUAUUUUAUAAUAAAAUACAUAAUUUUAAAACAUCA
Homalodisca vitripennis (glassy-winged sharpshooter) is the source of this 2718-nucleotide messenger RNA. RefSeq names its product probable C-mannosyltransferase DPY19L1. The coding region runs from base 430 to 2535 and encodes 701 amino acids. Lineage: Eukaryota; Metazoa; Arthropoda; Insecta; Hemiptera; Cicadellidae. Gene Ontology annotation, molecular function: mannosyltransferase activity. The record is from RefSeq and is a predicted model, not a curated record. Gene Ontology annotation, cellular component: nuclear inner membrane. The transcript has 14 exons.